GUGUGUGUGUGCGUGCAUGUUUGUGGUGGUUGCAAUAGAUUUGUUUGUGCGUAGAAAGGAAAGCGUAAAUUGUUGCAACGAAAAUUGGACAUAGAGAGCAGAGAAGCGUUUGCAAACUCCCAAAGAAUAUUCGCCCACGAAGCCCACGCAUCAGCAUGGACAUCAUGGACAUACAGGCUGUCGAAUCCAAGCUGAGUGACGUCACAGUGACACCAAUACCACGCUCGCAAGUGCAAAACUUUUACAACUACCAGCAGCAGCGUGAACAGCGCGAACAGCAGCCCCAAAUCCAAAUAUCUGCCAUCCAUCAUUCGCGUGGCAACAGCUCCGGCAACAACAGCAUGGGCGGCAUGGGUGCCACGGACUACUCCACCACCAGCGGCAGCGGCAACGCCAACAGUAACAAGCGCGACCGUUCCGCCGACUACAGCGCAUCCAGCAAACAGAAUUCGGCGGCAGCCAAUGCUGCUGCAGCAGCCGCUGUUGCCGCCUUGCAAUAUUCACCGCAGUUCCUGCAGGCGCAGCUGGCUCUGCUGCAGCAACAAUCGAACACCACGGCCACACCGGCGGCUGCUGCUGCAGCGGCCCUCUCGCUCGCGAAUAUUGCCGCAGCCACCAAUGGGGCUCGCAAUUCGGGCAACAGCAAUGGUAACAAUCUUGGCCUGAAUCUGACACAGUCACAGCUUAAGUACCCGCCCCCGUCCACAUCGCCGUUGGUGGUGACCACCCAGACAUCGGCAAACAUAACCACACCCCUCACAUCCACAGCCAACCUGCCGACGGUGGGCAGCCUGAGCACCGGCAAUGGCCUGACCAAAUACGCCCAGCUAUUGGCCGUCAUUGAGGAGAUGGGACGCGACAUAAGACCCACAUACACAGGGUCGCGCAGCUCCACGGAGCGGCUGAAGCGUGGCAUUGUUCAUGCCCGCAUCUUGGUGCGCGAAUGCCUGAUGGAGACAGAGCGGGCAGCGCGUCAAUGAGAAGAGGAGUGCAGUGGCGAUUUGACGCCACAGCUCCUCUCGCCUGACUGAGUGUCGGUCGGUCGUGCGGGGGUGGUCUAGGCUCUAGGGCUAGGAUUUUAAGUUUAAAGUAAAUUGGGUUUGUCGAUA
Molecule: messenger RNA, 1109 nt
Organism: Drosophila obscura
Lineage: Eukaryota; Metazoa; Arthropoda; Insecta; Diptera; Drosophilidae
Gene: CDK2AP1
Product: homeotic protein ocelliless
Exons: 2
Coding region: 156-980 (274 amino acids)
Cellular component (GO): nucleus; cytoplasm
Source: RefSeq, a predicted model, not a curated record